AUGCUGACCGGCUCGCGCUCGCUGCUUUCUCUCUUGCUCACCUCGCUCGCCCUGGCCUGCUCCAUCCUGGCCUUCUCUUCCAGUUACUGGUGUGAGGGGCAGCACAAGGUGGUGAAGCCACCCUGCCUCUCCCCCAUCAAGACAAAGAAUUGUGGAGCCACUAAAAGCCAGCCCUCCACCACACAGACCACCAAAGGGCAGAGCAGCAGCUCCUCAUCCCCGAUACCAACAGGCAGCGACAGCGCCAGAAAGUGGGAGAGGAAGGUGGAGAAGGAGAGGAAGGUGGAAAAGGAGAGGAAGGUGGAGAAGGAGAGGGAGGUGGGUGGAGAGAAGGAUUUGAACCACACAGAGUCCCAGCGCCGGCAGGAGCAGCUCCAACUGAGAGAGGUGCAGCAGCUCAACAACGCAGUGCAGUACAUCUGGGAGUCAGGAGAGGACAAAUACACCUUCCGAUACUUCCACACCGGCUUUUGGCAUUCCUGUGAGAGACAUUACGAUGGUGAGAAGUGUCGCAGUUUCAUUGAUCUCACUCCGGCCUCAGAGCAGGGAGUCCUGUGGCUCUCUGUAAUCUCAGAGUUCCUGUAUAUCUCUCUCCUAUCGGUUGGUUUCCUCCUCAUGAGUUUGGAGGUUCUCUGCUCCGGGAAUCAGAUGAGGAGACUCAAGAUCAACGCCUUCGCUGCCAUCUUCACUGUGCUGUCAGGGCUGCUGGGGAUGGUGGCUCACAUGAUGUACAUGACAGUGUUUCAGAUGACGGUGAGUCUUGGACCCAAAGACUGGCGUCCACAGAGCUGGGACUACGGUUGGUCCUUCACUCUGGCCUGGCUCUCAUUCAGUUGCUGUAUGGCCGCUGCUUGCCUCACUCUCAACUCCUACACCAAAACCCGUCUGGAACUGCAAUGCAGGCAGAGGCUGCAUUUGCACGAGGGGAGGGGAAGCCAAGCCCUCUCCUAUGAUGAUGUCAUGCUGGGGGCGGGGCACGACCGGCUCUUCUCAAUCAGCACUCUCCUGGAGCUCGGUGACAGAGGUGACCACGAUGACCACGGAGCAGGCCACACCUCCCAGCAACGCGUCAUAGAGUGGAUGGGGCCUUGCAUAGACCCGCCCCCUGUGUUUAUGGACCUGGAGUGUGAAGAGUGUGAGAGAGAGAGAGAGAUAGAGGAGGAAUCCUACAUCUCUGGCAUUCAACAUCAGUUCCGUCUUUCGUCCAUCCCUGCAGCAAAGCUCCUGUCCGUCCCGGCUAUCCGCCUGACUCUCCUCGACAUGGAAAGAGCUCUCCCGACAGCAGUGCCUUCCAAGCUACCAAUAUCCUCAGACGUCCUUCAACUUCUGAUCUCUGCACUCAGGAACGGCUGCUUCAAUCCAUUGGAUGACCUCACCAUGGUGGUGCUGUGUCUAUGUGCUUUCUUCGGCUUCCUUCAAAGUUCGGAAUUCUCUGUUCCUUCUCGAUCCAGCUUUCCAGCGCUUGGCUUACGAUGCUCUGACCUAUCCCAGCUUCCCGGUGGUCACGUCAUCCUUCUCCUGAGGUCCUCCAUGGCGGAUCAACUCCAUAGAGGUCAGUUCAUCCAGCUGUCAAAUAUUCACUCCUCCAUCUGCCCCAGCUCUGCUUUUAACCAAGUGUGGUUCUGCGGAGAGCUGGAGGUCCAUCUUUUGGGGGGGGUAGGUGAGUCUCACUCCCCUGGCCGGGCCUGGCUUCACCGCCCAGGUUCCUCUCCCACGGGCAUCCAGCAGUUGCCCGGCCCUCACACCUGA
Polyodon spathula (Mississippi paddlefish) is the source of this 1749-nucleotide messenger RNA. RefSeq lists its product as uncharacterized. Lineage: Eukaryota; Metazoa; Chordata; Actinopteri; Acipenseriformes; Polyodontidae. The coding region runs from base 1 to 1749 and encodes 582 amino acids. The transcript is spliced from 9 exons. The record is from RefSeq and is a predicted model, not a curated record. Gene Ontology annotation, cellular component: plasma membrane.